Molecule: messenger RNA, 2620 nt
Organism: Chenopodium quinoa (quinoa)
Lineage: Eukaryota; Viridiplantae; Streptophyta; Magnoliopsida; Caryophyllales; Amaranthaceae
Product: G-type lectin S-receptor-like serine/threonine-protein kinase RLK1
Exons: 1
Coding region: 33-2471 (812 amino acids)
Biological process (GO): protein phosphorylation
Molecular function (GO): ATP binding; protein serine/threonine kinase activity
Source: RefSeq, a predicted model, not a curated record
AAUUUGAUCAUUCUGCUAGUCUGAAUGAUCUGAUGGCCUGGAUGUUUUCUUGUACCAUCUCCAUAUUAGCACUUAUACUCCUACAAUCAUCACCUAUUGCUGCCCAAAAUAAUGCCAACAUAACAGUUGGCCAAUCUAUCAUAGCCACCAGCAAUGGUACUUCAUUGCUUUCCCCUUCAGGCGAUUUUGCCUUCGGCUUUCAUCAAAUUCCUGAUAACAGCAAUCUCUUCUUGCUCGCUAUCUGGUAUGCUAAGAUCCCUGAUACCAUAGUUUGGUAUGGAUAUAAAGGUAACCUCGUUACCUCGGGAUCAUCAGUAAAAAUAACUGCUAAUGAGGGUCUAAUUCUUAGUGACCCUCAUGGAGUUCCUCUAUGGAAUACCACUGAUGAAUUAAGUGGUGGAGCUGUUAAUCAUGGUUUUCUGAAUGACACAGGGAAUUUUGUGCUGAAAAAUAGCAGCACUACUGAUGCAGUUUGGCAGAGCUUUGAUCAUCCUACAGAUACCUUGCUGCCUACUCAGUCAAUGGAAAUAAAUGGAGUGGUUAACUCUAGGCUAUCUGAUACUAAUUUUAGACAGGGGAGGUUCCAGUUACGAUUAAUUUCUGAUGGAAACCUCGUUCUCAAUACUAGAGAUCUGACAACCGACUAUGCCUAUGGUGCUUACUAUACUAGUGGCACUAAUGGCCAAGCAAAUGCUAAUAAUUCAGGCCAGAGAUUGAUCUAUAACAAGUCAGGGUAUAUGUAUAUAUUAAAAAAGGAUGGCUCAAGGUACGAUCUCUUACCACCAGGUAAGACAGUCGCACAAAAUGAUUAUUAUCAGAGGGCGACUUUAGGCUUUGAUGGGGUUUUAACAUGGUAUUCUGUCUCAAAAACUCCCAUUACCAAUGAUUGGAACAUGGUGCAGACGACACCAGACAACAUAUGUAUAACAACAGGAUCACCUGAACCAGAGUUAGGCAGCGGAAUUUGUGGGUUUAAUAGCAUUUGCAGACUUGGAAAUAACAACAGGCCAACAUGUAAUUGCCCACAGGGUUAUUCUCUACAAGACCCUAAUGAUACAUAUGGAAAUUGUGUACCAAAUUUCAAGCAAAGUGUUUGUGAAGCACAAGGCCAGAGUGCUGCCAAAGAUAAAUAUGAGCUACAUGAGCUUAAAAACACUAAUUGGCCAUUUGGUGAUUAUGCACGUCUUCAAACUGUCAGUAAAGAGGUUUGCAGAAGCUCAUGUCUCAAUGACUGCUUCUGCGCUGCUGCCAUUUUCAAUGAACAUGCAUCCACAUGUUGGAAGAAGAAGCUGCCACUCUCCAAUGGAAUGGAAGACACCGCGGUAACAGGGAUAACUUUUCUUAAGGUAUGGAAUGGUAAUAGUUCUGACAAUCCUACAGUGAUAAAUAAGAAGAAUCAUGUAGUCAUAGCCAUGUUGGGUACAUCGGUAGGUGUUAAUUUCCUUCUGAUAAGUGCAACUAUUUUGGGAGCUUUCAUCAUGUAUAACAAAAGUCAUUCUACAUGCCUUAAAGAGCAUCAGAGUAAAACUUUCAGUGAGUAUAGCAGUGUCCGCUGCUUCAGAUACAAGGAGCUUGAACAAGCAACUGAUGGGUUCAAGGAAGAGAUUGGGAGAGGGGCUUUCGGUAUAGUGUACAAGGGAAAGAUUGGACAGAGAGUUCCCCCUAUUUUUGUUGCUGUGAAGAAGUUAGAUCGUAUAUCUAAGGAUGCUGAUAAGGAGUUUGAAACUGAAGUAAAUGUAAUAGGCCAGACUCAUCACAAGAAUUUAGUUGGAUUUAUAGGAUUCUGCAAGGAAGAUGAUCAGCGGUUAUUGGUGUAUGAAUACAUGAGCAAUGGCACUGUAGCAGAUUAUCUUUUCGGUGAUUUAAGGCCAAACUGGGCUGCGAGGAUUCAAAUUGCUCAUGAUAUUGCAAAAGGGCUCUUGUAUUUGCAUGAGGAGUGCAGCAGACAGAUCAUUCAUUGUGAUAUAAAGCCUCAAAAUAUCCUACUAGAUGAUUAUAAGCAAGCCCGUAUUUCUGAUUUUGGUUUGGCAAAGCUUUUGGUUCUGAACCAAACACAUACAAACACGGGAAUUAGAGGGACCAAGGGCUAUGUUGCUCCCGAAUGGUUUAGAAACAAGCCAGUCACAGCAAAGGUAGACGUCUAUAGCUUUGGGGUUCUCUUGUUGGAGAUCAUAUGUUGUCGAAAAAGUGUGUGCAUGGAACUCAUUGAAGAGCAAGCAGCCAUUUUGACAGAUUGGGCAUUUGACUGCUAUCAGUCUAACAGAUUUGAUUCACUUGUUAAUGAUGACAUGGAGGCUCUAACAGACAUAGCUCAAUUAAGGAGAUUUGUAACGGUAGCCCUUUGGUGUAUCCAAGAAGACCCAAGCCGACGACCAACAAUGCAAACAGUCACACGGAUGCUAGAUGGGCUUGCUGAAGUGCCUAAUAACCCUCCUUGUCCAACCUCAUUUUCAGUUACCACCCAAAGUUAAGCUUGUUGACUUAAAACAUGUAGCUUAGUAUAUUUUCAUAUUGUAUCUCAUAAUUUCGCAGUGUAUUUAGCUGCCGACUUCCAGCACAAAUAAUCUAUCUAUGAAUUUAGUUUUGCAGUCAAUAAUAAUACUAGCUUAGUUUUGAAUUA